Molecule: messenger RNA, 1821 nt
Organism: Kwoniella botswanensis
Lineage: Eukaryota; Fungi; Basidiomycota; Tremellomycetes; Tremellales; Cryptococcaceae
Exons: 14
Coding region: 1-1821 (606 amino acids)
Biological process (GO): DNA-templated transcription; regulation of DNA-templated transcription
Molecular function (GO): zinc ion binding; DNA binding; DNA-binding transcription factor activity, RNA polymerase II-specific
Source: RefSeq, a predicted model, not a curated record
AUGGAUGCAUCAUCAUCAGUCAUGCGGACAGCAGAUGAAAUUACUCGCUCAUCUGGUCGACAUAAGAAUCAUGCACCGGCAGCUUGCAAAGCAUGUCGCCAGCGAAGGGUGCGGUGCAAUUAUGAUAAGGAAGCGAAAGUCUGUCAGAACUGCCUUCGUAGAGGUGAUCUCUGUGAGAUAAAAUCAGAGGAGGACUCAAGAAGACGCAUCUCAUACACUGUCGCCCAACAAUUGCGAGCUAGAAUACACGAGCUAGAGACUGAGAAUGCCCGAUUGUCUGCUGAGCGAGAUGCAGGUACAGAGGAGAAAGCGGAUGGGUCCCAGGUGGAAUUUACAGGAGUAGGUGAUCAGCGGGACAAGGCUACAUUUGAGUGUCUCGACAGAUUGAAGGUAUUUGGCGCUGUUGGCGAGAUAUGUCAUUAUGGUCCCACGUCUCCCUUUUCAUACCUUCCCGACCUGCAGAUGAUGCAGUCCAAUAUCGUGCAUGUGGACACUGCCACCGGCAGCGCAGGUGAUAUGACGAGAUGGAAGGCAUUCCUUCCCAGCAAUCUCAACAUCUCAUGGUUUGAGCAUCAGCAAUUGCUGGACGCAUUUACCAGAUACUUUGCCUGUUGGUUAUAUGCUAUCGAUUCCAGCAAGUUUCAGCAAGAUAUGCACAGAUUAGGUGGUAUCACUAGGUCCGAUUAUUACUCCCCAAUUCUUCACAACGCACUGCUGGCAAUGGCUUGCCGUUUCGUCUCAAAUCCAGAUCGCCCUUCCAAUGCCGCUCAGAUUCUAAUCCAACACGCCUUGUCCUUCUUCGGGGAGGAGUUGGAGAAUCCUGUGAUCGCAACCGUUAACGGAUUGAUGUUGUUGGCGUCUCUUCAUACUGAGCAGCGUCAGACCAAUAGUGGUGCAGCGUACUUUGCUACUGCUGUGCAGACUGCUGUGACUCUCGGUUUAAACGUCAAUCCCGCAUAUUUGGUUAGAUACGGUAUGAUCAGUCCUGAGAGGCAGCAGCAGCGGAAUAACACAUUCUGGUCGGUGUUUUGUCAAGAUCGUCUUUGGGGAUUAGCGCUUGGUAGACAACCCAUCCUUGGAUCUUUCAAUGUUCCUCUCCCAGAUAGCCAAGAGAUCAUUAAGCAGCACGCGUUGAUUAGCGGAAACGAGGAUCAAUAUCUAGUCUCCCUUUGCUUCGCAGAGACGUGUAAGCUCUCUCGUUUAGCGGGUUUGAUCAUGGAGCAAAUUUACGGUUUCACUGGUCCUCUCGAGCUAUCUAAAACAUGCAAUAACUUGUAUCAUCAGAUCAACGCAUGGCGAAGGAAUUUGCCCAAGAGCCUUCUGCCUCUCCGACAGCACUCUGUGCCACCGCAAGUGCAUACGCUCAAUAUCACCGCGGAUCUGCUUUCCAUCCUAUCCCUUCGACCUCUAUACCACAAUAUCUUGGAUAUGAUUGCCGAGGACGAGGCUAUAAGAUCGUGUGAUAGACACGCUGCUCAGAUCAACGAUAGUAUGAAGUACUGGCAGGAGACAUAUGGGUUGAAAAAUUGUCCUUUACUACUAGGUCAUGCUGCUUUCGGAGCAGCAACGGUCCAUCUUCUAGCAUCUGUGACUCUGCGUGAACCUAGCGACCAAGUCAUCUACGAUCCAAGAGCUCGAUGUGACGAGUCCAUCUCUAUAUUGAAAGCAAUGGGCAUACCACGAGCUUCUCAGAUGGGUGAUAUUUUGCAGUCACUUUCGCGGGAAUGGUGGAUAGGUGAUCACACUUUGCAAAGUGAAAGAGAGUUAGACGACCUUCUCUCGGCGUUGUAUACGGUCAACCCUGUAACCGUGACACUUUGA